UACAACCUGUCCGGCGGAAGUUGUGCUGACAGUCUUGUCACAAAAGAAAUGGCGAGCGGUAUCGGAAAACACAAGAUACUGAAUGUGGGGCCAACAGAGCCCUGGUCAGUCAGGGAGAAACUAUGCCUGGCCUCCUCUGUGAUGAGGAGUGGCGACCAAAACUGGGUGUCCGUAAGUAGAGCCAUCAAGCCUUUCUCAGAGCCUGGCCGUCCACCUGACUGGUUCUCACAGAAGCACUGUGCCUCACAAUACUCUGAGCUACUGGAGGCCACAGAAGCACCUAAGCGUAAGCGUGGUGAGAAGGGUGAGGUGGUCGAAACCAUUGAAGAUGUCAUCGUUCGUAGGCUAACUACUGAGAGGAUAGAGGAACUCAAAAAACUACUGCGAGACACACAAGAGCAGUACAGGAAGUUGAAGAAAGAGGUGGAUCUGAUACAGACGGGUCACAUGGACUCACAGCUGAAGGAGCUGUGGGCAGAAAUCACGCUAAAGAAGAAACAGGAUGAGGAGGAAGCAGAACAGAAGAGGAAAGCCACAGACACGGCGUACCAGGCUCGUCAGGCGGUGAAAAACACACCCAAGCGUCUGCCCAGUGUAACUGUACGUUCUCCUCUGGGUGCCAGCCCCCCUGCCAUAGACUCUCAAGCUGACACUUUGGUCCCCACGUCGCCCAUGGAUACAGGAGGUGUUGCCUCUGAUGACACAAUCAUCCACUCAGUUGCCCAGGGGGUCGGCGUGUUUCUACCAGCGACGGAUGCUCCAGGGUCCAAAGAUGGAGGCCUGGCCGCUUUAGUAGAUGAUUCACCACAAAAGAGGCUCUUAACCCAGAAGGCCACACCGCCACCCUCACCUCUCCUGUCAGAACUGCUGAAAAAAAGCAACCUCAUCUCGUCCGGCCCUCGUGUGGUUGGUGAGGGAGACACUACUGGAAGCCUUACCAAUGGAGUACAGACAGUCACCACAGCCACUGCACUACCACCUCAUGAGGUCAUCACAGAGGGUGAAGUGGAAGCUGCAGUGAAGGCAGAGCUCGUUGAGGGGACGGGAUUGGUAGAAGAGGACCUUACCGUGUCGUACAUGGGAGACGAUCUGGAUCUGGAGACAGUAGGAGACAUCAUUGCCAUCAUAGAGGAGAAGGUCGAUGACUCUGUGGAAGCCUUGGAUGCGGCAGCAGUGGAAGCAGCUCUCUCUCUCUGUGAAGAGGCCGUCUCAGAAGGACACACCCUCCCUGGGCCCUGGGAGACCCAGGAGCUGAAGGCCUCAGACCCAGGACCCACAGUCCAAGAAUCCGAUCCCACACAGGAGCCUCAGGAUGUGGCCGCAAUGUCAGCCCUGAUCCCUGCGGGCACAGAGACCCAGAAUCAACCAGAAACUAAAACAGAAGAACAGCUGAAGGGAAACUGUGAAGGACCUGAGGUGACAGGAAGCGAUGUCACCUCUGACGACGGUGCAACAGGUAGUGAGGUUACAGAGGAAGGGACAGCAGGCAAGGAGGCCACUGAAACAACAGUCAAGAGUGAAGGAGAGGAAUGGAGCCAGCCGGAGCCCAACCCACCUUGCCUAGACUCUGAGGACAGCUCUGUGUCCGGGAAAGAGUCCAAGGAGGUGAAGGAGGAGGAGGCGGGGAGCGAGGGCGACCCAGACGAAGGGAUGGAGCUGAAGGAGGAGUGUGGGGAGGGGGAGGGUCCUUAUCUGUCGGAGGUGGAGCGGGCAGCCAGUGAGAGUGAAGACGGUUACGGCCCGCCCUCCCAACGCUACACAGCCGAUUCACUGGCCAGCAGCCCGGCCUCUUCGUCCCAGCUCUCUACAUGUGGUGAGGACCAGGAGGCGGUACAGGCCCAGAAGAUCUGGAAGAAAGCCAUUAUGCUGGUUUGGAGAGCCGCAGCCAACCACAGGUAUGCCAGUGUCUUCCUGCAGCCUGUGUCAGACGACAUCGCGCCUGGUUACCACAGCAUCGUACACAGACCCAUGGACCUAUCUGCCAUUAAGAAGAACAUUGAGUCCGGUGUGAUCCGUACAACAGCUGAGUUCCAGCGCGACAUCAUGCUAAUGUUUCAGAAUGCUGUCAUGUACAACUCGUCGGAUCACGACGUAUACCAUAUGGCUCUAGAGAUGCAGCGUGACGUCCUGGAGCACGUUCAGCAGUUCCUGGCCACCCAGCUCAUCAUGCAGACCUCGGAGAGCGCCAUCUCCGCCAAGAGCCUCCGCGGCAGGGAGGGAAACCGUAAGCCAGGAGAACCGGCUGAGAAGGAUGGAGGCACCAGGGGUCGCCGUAGUGCCAUGGAGGCCGACCUAAAAAUGAAGAAGUAGACUGACAUUUUGAGAGAACUCUGGGAAUUGGAAAGGUGGAGCUGAUUACCUACUCAUAACCUUGGUUGUUUGAAGAGGAUUGCGCUCUGUGUGUGUGUGUGUGUGUGUGUGUAUAUAAGUGUACACAUACACUUAUUCAUCCAUGCUUAGACGACCAUGUAUGUGGACAGGUAUAUCUGUCGGUUUCUGUGAGAGAGAGAGCUGCAUCAAGAUUCUUCUUUUCCUGUUCAUAUGAUUGGUUAAUGUGCAGCGCACCACUUUCUCCAAGUAUCAUUUCACCAGCGACGGUAGUAGUCCAUCAUUUCCCUCUGCUGAGGAGGAACAGCGAAGAGAAAUAAAACAUCAUCACCAGCAAAAGUUUGUUUGGGAUCAAAUAAUGGGACAGAAUAAGUUCUGCUUGUCAGAUUUAGUCAUGCUGAAUCACGGAGGCAUUAAUACUGGUACUUCUUGUUGGACUAACACCAAAUGAAACCAAGAAUGCUGAAUCUAUGUCAGUUUGAUCACUGCGAAAAUAUGAUUGUGAGAUCCACAUUACAGCUAUUAUAAAUCUAAACUUGUGUUGAUAAAUGUAAGAAUGAAUGAUCUUCAAUAAGAAAAGCUGUUGAUGUCACCAAACUGGAGGGAUUUGUCUGCUUUCCUUAGUAAUGGGUGAGAACGCCCGUCUGUGUUGUCAUAAUUUAGCCCAUUAACUGCAAAUUGCAUUUAUGUUUCUGCUGACCAUUUUCCUUGGCACAAGUUUAUAGAUUGACUACCUUCCCUUCAAGCAGCCCUCAGACUAUAAUAUUCAGCUUGAGAAUUCAAUAUUAUAGCUAGCAGAGGUAUAAUCCAUCAGAGUGUGUUGUCUGUUUCAGUGUGAGAGCAGGAAGCCUUUAGGUGUUGCAUUCAAGUACACUCAGGCAUCUGAAAAUUAAUGUCCAAGUCCAGAAUACAAGCUAGCUAUCAUAGAAGGGGUGAAAUGCAUAUUGGGUUGUUAAUUUUUGGCAUUUAUAAGGUUGCUGUUAAGGAGCUUUUACAUCAGCUCCUGCUUGGAGGUGUGCUACCAUGUAAUGAUGAUCUAAAAUCAGGAAGUCAAAUUGUUCACUUUAUAACUUCCCAUAACCUCAAAUUUCACAGCUCUUUUAUAUGUUGUAGUGAAAUGAAUGAAAACCAAUAGCUGCCUUUUGAAGGUAGAGAAUCAGGAAAUCUAAAAACUAAACUCUUUGUAAAGUGGUUCGCAGAAAUGUCAAAUAUAGGUGGUUUUGUUAAUUGGCUCAAACAUAGUAUGUGGAGUUUGUUUUUGCUGAAGUAGUAUUCAUGCAUCUCUGCUCGUCACUUAGGAUGUAGACUGUGUGCUAUUUAAAUAGCAUAAGAAACGUGUUUGUGUAGUGUUAGAUGGGAGUACAAAAACAAGUUUCUUACCUGCGAGAUGGAUCAUGUAGUGUUUUGUUUGCGUAGCUGAUAAGUGUGUUCCGUUGUACAUUUUGUUAAAUAAAAAGAUUUGAUCUAAACCUAAA
This is a messenger RNA of Micropterus salmoides (largemouth bass), 3803 nucleotides long. It is a transcript of the gene brd8b, whose product is annotated as bromodomain containing 8b. NCBI's taxonomy places the organism in Eukaryota, Metazoa, Chordata, Actinopteri, Centrarchiformes, Centrarchidae. The record is from RefSeq and is a predicted model, not a curated record. Gene Ontology annotation, cellular component: NuA4 histone acetyltransferase complex. The transcript is spliced from 18 exons. Gene Ontology annotation, molecular function: protein binding. The coding region runs from base 49 to 2310 and encodes 753 amino acids.